GACGUAAUGAAUUCAGAGCACGCCAUGAAACGACAAUUCCCAUGAUGCAUUGCACUACAGUGGCCGCUGGACGGGGGAAGGGAAGCUGAGAUUGGAGGGAGUAACAAUCAGACACUGAGAUUGAAACACACAUGAGACCCGCCCGUCCUAAAGAUUCUGGCAAAAAAGAAGCCCACCCCUGAUCCACACUGUCACUUUUUACUUUGGGCAUGUGUCAAUGAAUCACAUGAUGCUGAAGACAUCACAGCUCUGUUGCAAGUCAAUUAAAGGGUACUGCUAUCUCUGAGUGCCUAUUGGAUUUGUGUCUUGAAAUCCAAAGUAAUGAAGUGUCUGCUAUGACGAGAGCGCAAGCCUGAAAAGCGAUGUCAUUAUCCAGCUUCUGGGCACCUCUGACGGUGAUGAGGAGCAAACCCACUGGCCAAGCAGAUCUGCGGAGGGGAGCAAGGGAGGAGGGUUCCGGGAAACGUGCCAUUUCCUCUAUGUGGUAGACUAAUAUCUGCGCAUUCCUCUCUGUGUGCACACCCAAGGUUAGACUUUUGGAGGAAAAUUAGGAGCAGGCAAAACAUCAAAUCCCAACAGUCAUCACUAAUAAAAAAAUUAAGAGAUGUGCACCAACUGGAUAUUUGUUGUCGAUGAGGUCUAACAUGUGACCGUGGACAUUUUCAUGUAUAUGAGCUGUAGAGGUCACUAGUCAUGUGCACGAAAGAAAACAUGGUAGCCCUUGUAGCAGCUUGUCAGCCCAUCUCAGUCCAGGAUUUUACAAGCCUUUAGAGGCCACAAUCAGGAAGACGCUCGCCAGCCAACACUCAUAUGCAAUGGAAGAAGACAUUGAUGUCACUUUCCACCUUGAGGGCCAAAAUGGUUUGUCUCGAGAACCAUCAGAAGAGACUACCAAUGGACACUUGAACCAAAAGCCUGUCAUGAAUGGAUUGAUUAUCAGUCAUAAUGUCAAAGACCACACCAACGGCAAUGCCCCCCUCACAUCCCUGCCGAUUUCAGCACUGAAGCAGAAUGGUCUCCUGCAGAGUCUAGCAGCAGGAGGAGACCAGCUUAAACCUGCAGAAAAUGCAGAGUUGGAAAAGGCAAGAGAGGAGUGGGAAGCUCUGGAGAACAUCCAACCAGCUAUCACUGAGGACUCGAACCCGACGCCGCUCAUCUCUUUCAAUGAAGCCCUUCAGUACUUCCAGACUACAGAUCUCGGGGACUUGCUUACGAACAUCCAGCCAACUAUUCGCAGGACAGGUCUCGCCGCUAUCACACACUUCCUGUUUGGACCCCCUCGACUGCACAGGGAACUCCUUGAGGAACGAGAUCUUGUCUUUACCAUUGCGCAAUGCCACGUGGACAACAGCCAGACAGUCCACAUGCGAGUUCUCCAAACCAUUUAUAAACGGCUCAUCGGCUGCAGGCUGGACUGUCCUCGAUAUGGGACACACUGGGAAAACAUUGGCUUUCAGGGUACAGACCCAGCCACCGACCUGCGUGGCACUGGCUUCCUGGGACUUAUGCACACUCUUUACUUUGUGAUGGACCCAGAGACUCUGCCAUUGGCUCGAGAUAUCUACAAGUUAUCCCAACACUCUACUCAGAACUUUCCAUUUAGUGUGAUGUCAAUCAACAUGACCCGCAUUGCUCUUCAAGUCCUCAGAGAAGAGGCCUUGUCCAAGGAGUGCAAUCGCCGUCAGCAAGUGGUCGGCGUGUUGAAUGAGUUUUAUGUGGCCACAUACCUGCACCUGUACCAACUGUGGAAGACCCAACAGAAAACCAUUGCUGACUCUGGCUUUGUACUCAAAGAAGUGGAGCUGUUCGCCAAAAAGAACCCCAAGCAGAUGCUUCGCCGACUAGAGGUCUUCCUGAAAGAGAGGCGGGUAGGUGGAAUCCCUCGCGGGACGUCGCCAGAGCCACCGGCUCCGCAGCCUUCCUCUCCCAGCCCGGGAGAGCGAGCGGCCAGAGUGGCGAGCGCACAGGGAUGCAAGGGAAAGGAGAUGCAUUUUACAGGAGUGUGUGAGCUACCGCCUGACAUGGAGGGCGACGCCAGACUCAUCUAAGCUAGAGUCUGUGUAUGUGAGGGUGCUGUUUGUGUGUGUGUGUGUGCGCGUGAGUGUGUGUGCGCGUGAGUGUGUGUGCGUGUAACUUACUCCCAGAGAGCUAGAUGAAGAACACUCCACCCAACACGCCCCCCUCCUCUGAUGCUGGGGUGCUGCACUUUUCUCUUUUUUUUUUAGGGGUGGGGAGAUAGAGCUAUAUUAUUUGUUGUAUUUAUUUAUUUUAGCACAAAACAGUCAAACAAAACAAUGAAUUCACAAAACAAAGCAAGUGAAUGAUUGCACUUUUCUGAUUAGCUGCCAUAUAUUUCACCUGUUUUCAGGGCAGCUGCUUGCGUUGGCAUUUCAGAGACUUCAUCUCUAGCACGCCAUGCUCGUCAUGCAACAGUCAGUUCUCGUCACAGGGUCCAAACUGCAGCACAAUAGGUGACCUUUCAGCAGGGACUGAAGGUGCGACUUGAUAAACGAGUCUACCGCUUCAAUUUACAAAAAAUAUUUGAGUUGCUUUCGUCAAAAAAAGAAUUCCAUCUUUUUAUAUAAGAUGAGUGAAGAUUUGAACAAAAUCCUCCGUAAACAUUCUCAGCUUGACGUGGCUGCAGCCGAAAGUCUAAUAUAAGCUUUGUGGACAUUCCAUUAGUGAGCAUGUGAUUGUAUUUUUGGAAAGGACUGAGCUGACAUUGAUGAGGUGUGCUUUGGUGCAGUAUGCAACUCCAGCUCUAGACGAUAAUCAAAAUGUCUGCUGUGCGACGGCAAAAAGGCAUUGUCGCUAACUUUCAGGGCUCGUGUGCAAGUGAACAUAACUUAGUGAGGACAUCUGGCAGUGGUAGGAAAGACCCCGCUAAGCUCGUCAAAGUGUGAUUGUUGUGAGCGCAGACUUUACUCCACACAAUAAGCCAGCUUUACUAAGUACGCGAUCUAGCUGCAUAGAUGGUACUUUUGUGGAUUUUAAAGGCGGUACUACUACUACUACUAGGAAACAAAUUCUAUAAAUAGAAAUAUGGGUUUGGGCUCCUCAGCAAAGCUACUUUGUGCUUGUGUGGUCUCGAUCUGUAGCAUGUCCAGGUAGCACUAGUACUGUAGCAUCCUAUAAAAGCUUGUUGAUGUCGCUCUGUGGUGUCUUACUAUAGCACAUCCACCCCCCCUCCCCUGUACUGUACUUAUACAUAUUAGGCAGAGCAGCUUUUCGGAGAUGGCUUGACAUGUUAAUGAGCUCCACUUUUGUCUUCUGAGAAGGUAAUAACGGUGCCUACGUCGCAUAGAAUCACGUUAAGGUCGCCUCCCGCUCCUUUUGUUUGCGUUCAGCCUCAGUGCCACAGCGGCAGCCUCCUCCAUUCUCGCAACCUCAGGCGGGUCACGUCCAUCGUGCUUUCUUGUUUGACGAGGAACUCCGCAUGGUGGUGGAGAAAGCGUAAACGCGUGGUAUGCAAAAGAAAAGCGCCGCUUGCAGGAGCCAUAAUGUUCAUUAGCAGCCACCUCAUCAGGUCCUCCUUUCAAACAUCGCACCACACUGAUCCCUUUAGCUUUCUUCUGUUCGAAGCUGAGGAGCAGUGACGUGUAUGUAUAUCAGGAAGUUUGUACAUAGAGAAUUAAUGAUUGUAAGAUGUAUGAUUGUCUGUAGGGCAUUAUACUAAAACAUUGCUUACCUCAAGACUUGAGACAAAUCUCCUUUUCUCUCUCCUGACGUUAACUAUUUCUAUGUUUGCUUGUACUCUGACCUUCUCUCACCAGUCCCACUCAUUAUCUAUUGUAUAUCCCACAGCCAAAGCACUAUGGAAGAAGCAGGUCCUUGCUACGUGUGUACUAGACUAGGAGUGUCCUGAUCCGAUAUUGAUAUCGGUCCGAUAUCGGAUUGCAUCUAAAAUGUCCGAUACAAGCAGUCCUGCAGCGCGUUUACUUGUGCAAAGCUAGACAGCCAGUUAACAUCUGAAUGGCUUCCAAUAGACACACAGGGUUGAUCUUUCCUUGUUUUUUAUUAAAGUCAUUUACAAAAGGUAUAACAGCUACACAACAGCUAAGCACACAAACUAGACAUACGUGGUAUUGAACAAUAUUGCAGUCUAAAACAUUUGUCAGUACAAAGAAAUAUAAAAUAAUUAAAGUUGUAUAAUACUUACACAUAUAAAGUCUCCAAUACGGAAAGGAUCCAGUACCGUAUUUUUCGGAGUAUAAGUCGCACCGGCCGAAAAUGCAUAAUAAAGAAGGAAAAAAACAUGUAAGCCGCACUGGAGUAUAAAUCACAUUUUUUGGGGAAAUGUAUUUGAUAAAAUCCAACACCAAAAUAGACAUUUGAAAGGCAAUUUAAAAUAAAUAAAGACUAGUGAACAACAGGCUGAAUAAGUACGUUAUGAGGCAUAAAUAACCAACAGAGAACGUGCCUGGUAUGUUAACAUAUUAUGGUAAGAGUCAUUCAAAUAACUAACAUAUAGAACAUGCUAUACGUUUACCAAACAAUCUGUCACUCCUAAUCGCUAAAUCCCAUGAAAUCUUAUACGUCUUGUCUCUUACGUGAAUGAGCUAAAUAAUAUUAUUUGACAUUUUACGGUAAUGUGUUGUUAAUUUCACACAUAAGUCGCUCCUGAGUAUAAGUCGCACCCCCGGCCAAACUGAAAAAAAACUGCGACUUAUAGUCCGAAAAAUACGGUAACUAAUGUGUCCGCAUCAUUCAACUUAGUCAUGCCCUUAAUUAAAUGGUUUUUUGUGACCACUCGGUGUCUCCAAAAACGAAUUUAUCACUCUACUCCAAGAGCAUAAACCUGUCAUAAGGUUAGUGUUUUCUAUACCUACUUUUGUUCUCGGAGUAAUUUCACUUGAUCUAACCUUUUCUAACAUUCCACACUACAAAAUGAUAAAAGUAUGUAUGAUUCUUGCUGAUCGUAUCUAAUUAAUAUCGGUAUCGGCCAACACUUAAGGCACCAAUAUCGUAUUGGAAGGGGAAAAGUCAUACCGGGACACCCCUAUACUAGACUAUAUAGUCCCAUAUGCACUCUGCUUCACGUCUGCAAAUGUUAAUAGACGACAUUAAAAGUCACUUUUCAGCCAACUUUGGUUUGGCUUCCAUUGACCAUGUUGGAGCUGCUUCUGUUGUGGCUUCAGUUUCAUUUUCUGUGUUUUUAAGUGUUAACACUGAGAAACAAUCAAACUAAAGGCCAUUACUAAUCAUACUGUAUGCUUUGCUCACGGUGUGUAUGAAGUAUCACCAAACACAGCGGAUCAUAUUUGACCCUGCCAAAUGCACACUUGCAAAACUAUAACACGAGAACAGAAACUUUUUUUUUUUUUUUUUUGAGAGGAGGCGGCUGUCUGACGUUCCUGCUUGCGACCCAGCAGUGGCUCGGCAAAUACAAUCUCUCAACACCCCGCGCUUUAUACUGUACCAAGGUGUUUUACUGUCGCCGUCUUUGUCACGUCCCCCAGAGCAUUUUAUGACUGUAACUUGAUUGUAGACGCCCUAUUUUAUACUGAGAGUUAUUUCAGAAUACAGUAUGUGCUGUUGUACAUUAAAUGUAUUGUAUGGAGAAAGCUAAAUAAAUGCUGUUUAAAAUGA
This is a messenger RNA of Entelurus aequoreus (snake pipefish), 5589 nucleotides long. It is a transcript of the gene elmod3, whose product is annotated as ELMO/CED-12 domain containing 3. The record is from RefSeq and is a predicted model, not a curated record. The transcript has 13 exons. Lineage: Eukaryota; Metazoa; Chordata; Actinopteri; Syngnathiformes; Syngnathidae. Bases 816 to 2048 code for a protein of 410 amino acids.